Cyclospora cayetanensis is the source of this 6648-nucleotide messenger RNA. RefSeq lists its product as uncharacterized. Gene Ontology annotation, molecular function: high voltage-gated calcium channel activity. The record is from RefSeq and is a predicted model, not a curated record. The coding region runs from base 187 to 6648 and encodes 2153 amino acids. NCBI's taxonomy places the organism in Eukaryota, Apicomplexa, Conoidasida, Eucoccidiorida, Eimeriidae. Gene Ontology annotation, biological process: calcium ion import across plasma membrane. Gene Ontology annotation, cellular component: membrane; voltage-gated calcium channel complex. The transcript is spliced from 3 exons.
GGAGUGACUCAAGGAACGGAACGCACUGACAACCGGCUCAGCAGUGUGCGGAGCCGAGCAUUGAGCUCUCUGCUAUCUAUAAGUACAUCAGCUGCCGUAACGCCUCUGGAAUACUCAGCAGCUAGAGGGCAGUGGGGUGUGUUUUGCUUCAAGGUACGAGAUUCUCGGCUUUCAAGGGCACUGCUGAUGCUUACUGUAUUAUUGGACUGCCUUGUGACAGCACUGGGUGCAACGAACAUAGCACCUCCCUUCCUGACCUGGACAAGCAAUAUCUUGCUGCUUCUUGGGCCUAUAUGUUUAGUCAUCACCGGUGCCGGCUCUCGGGGCGUCUGGUCAACGAAGCACGCCUAUCUGCGGUCGUGGUCAGGGUGGCUGGACUGCAUUUUUUUAAUGAACAUAUCGGCGGAUGUGCUAUACUGCUUUGGGGUAGGUGCAGGCUGGUGGACGCACAGCUCAGGUUCUUUGGCAUUUUUGGCCAUAUUGAGGAAUGCGCGCGCAUGGGUUCUGCUAAGAAUAUGUCGCACGUUCCGCUCAGCAAUUUCACAGCUAGCCCGCAGUGCCAAAGACCUAGUGGCUGUAUGCGUGCUUGUGCUGGUAUUUUCGGUAUUGGUACUAAUUGUGCUUCUGCAUUUCUAUGGGUUCACUUGCUGGUACCGCUGCUAUCCGGAUUUACCGUUGCCAGCUGAAGUACAAGCGAGCGACUCCUGUUCUGCUGACAGUUUCUUCUGGGAUGUUGACGAGUCUCAGUUCCGCUUUUGUUCCGACAAGUCACCUUGCAGAGAAGGUACACAGUGUCGGAAUUUGUUUUUGUAUUCGGUGACCUCCUCAUGCACUGCUGAAGAUCGCAGGCUUCUUCAAGACAGAGCAUGGCGUGAACUUCAAACCAAUGAAGAAGCGGCCUUUGGAGUGAUUGGCCUCCACACACUAGGGGCAGCAGCAGUGACCAUCCUGCAAGGAUUUACCUUGGAAGGAUGGGCACUCACGAUGCAGCGCCAAGUAGACGGUGAUCACAGCAGCGCCGGUGUUGUAGCCUACAUUGCGUUUCCUGCAUUGGUGGUGGUGGGUGGUAUGUUCUUAAUGAACCUAGCUAUAGCAGUGCUUUGGGAGGCGUUUGACGCUGCAAAGGCGGAGCAAGCAACGCGCCCCGCCAUCCUACGGGAAGCAGAGUGGAGGGUAUAUCAGCUGUUGGGAACUGAUUGGAUUAAGUAUCUCAUGGUACAACUGAGCCAGAACUGGGAAACUGCAAGCAAGCUCAGGUCCCCGCUUCUCCCAAUAACUGAAGACUUUAAGGCAGAAGCUGAUUAUGAACUUGUGAAGGAAGGAAAACCAACUUUCCGUGAGCGCUUGUGCGCUCUCAGACGGCAAGCAGACAGAGCGGUCGAGUUUCAGUUCCCCCAGCUCAAAAAUCGCUUGCAAUUUCUCUACGCGGAGGUCACUGCUUUCUCCUUCCGCAUAGCCACUCACCGGUUCACCCCCCUGACAAUGCUGACUGUGGUUGCCAUAGAUACAGUGUCUCUCCUGGCUGAAGGCGGCACAGACACGAGUAUCAUGUAUACCACUAUUUACAUCCUCACGAGCGUGGUGUUUGUGUUCGAAGCACUAGUACUAGUGCUUGCUUUCGGCAGGCAGGGGCUCAAGGACGGAUUCAUCUGCCUGGACAUUCUUAUGGCAUGCCUGACUGUGGUAGAUGGAGUGUAUGCGCUGGCCAAGUGUCCGCACCUGUCUGGGUGCAGAACGACAAUGGUAGAAACUGAUGGGGUCUUGAUGUCAAUAGGCGUUGUUUUCUCGUUGAUGCGCCCUUUCCGCCUCUUCAAGUUGGUGAAGUAUUUUCCACCCCUCAGAAUGACGGCGGAGAUGCUUUGGGUUUUACACAGCGCGCUACUUCCGUACGUACUACUACUCAUCUACUCUUGCGCUGUGAUGGCACAGCUGGGGUUGUUCUUGUUCUUUGACUCCAAGUAUUUGUCAGUGCAUUCAGAGGGAGCGAGCCUUAGUGUAACGAAAUACCUGAACUUCGAAAACCCCGGCAAUGCUCUACUCCUUUUGGCAGCAAUCUUGACUGGCGAAGGUUGGGAUUUGUUUUUCAGAGAAUUCGCUCAGGUGUAUGGUAGAGAAUGGACUGAGUUCACAUUUGAUUCGGGGCAGUUGUCUGAUUUUGUUCUGUCUGGUGCAUUUCGAGUGACAGCAAUCAACACUUUCCUGUACAUUGCAUUACUCGCGUUGAACUGCGUAAUCUUCAACUUAUAUGGAGCAGUUAUGAUUGGACAAUUUAUAAGGACUCAGAAAUCCCUUACUGUGAAGCACGUUGCAAACUUCAUUGCUACAUGCCGAAAUGCGGGCAUUAAAAUGCCUGCGGAAGAUGCUUUACAGGGCAAGAACGCUCAGGCGUUAUACGCAGUCGUAGACAUGAGCACCGAUGCUCAGCGAGACGAGCUCAUAAAGGCUAUUCUGCUAGGGUCAGAUCACGAUAAAUCUGCAAAGGCAUUCGGGGAGUUCGCGCGCAAAACGUCCCUUGCUUUCGAUAUUUGCAAGAGAGUGGCUCUGAAGAGCAACCGCUUGGCCACACGGAACAGCUUCGGCAGUAUUUCAUGGACAGGAGACAGACACAGCAGCCGGAGUUACAGCGACAUCCCCGUCCUGUCGGACAAACCCAAUAACAAAGGAUUAAUAAAUGAUACAGGCUUUGACAGGGCCGUAGCUGGCCAUGAUCUGGACCACACUCUUGAAAACUCGGUAACUGCCACGUCUGGAAUAUCCGGCCGGCACUCAAUUGCAGUACUGGAAAAAAACAAGGAAGAAACUGUUCCUCGUGGACGUAUUAAUAACUCAGGUGCCCUGUUGCAUUUGGACUACCUGUUAGUCGAGUCUCGGAAGCUGGACAUUGCCACUAAGGCAGCGGUACAAUUUGUUGAAGGUGAUGAGACUAGGUCAAUGCCCGCUUCUUGCGCAGCACGUUCUCUUCCACCAGCUUGCAGAUCGCAUGGCUCAGAGUAUAUGUCUUUGUGUCGCGCAGCGCCUGGAGCAGGUGAAAAUAAAUCAGCUGAGGAGCUGCAGUUUCGGGAGCUAUGCAGCAUGUUUUGGAGCGCAGUUAGGGACGCUAUUAGGCAGGGGCGCAUAGCAUUAAUUGAGGCGGCAAAAGUGGGGUUGGCACAGAUCACACCAAUAGACCCACACAGCGUCGCAUUGCAGAUGGCUUAUGUAAGCCAUUUGGUGAGUGAUCCCUUUGGUAAACAAAAUUCCCACACUACCAGCUCUCCAGUGCAGCGAGAUAACCCAGCUAACACCUCAGGGUUCAGUUCCCUAGCGGAACUGAGAAGUAAAUCCGGAUCAGCCACCAGCAUAACGCUUCGGCGGCGCAGCCAGGCACACACCGGCAUGCAACAGCGCAAACCAGAGCGGCAGAUGCCAAGUUGGAUGCAUAUCGUACUUGCAAAAUGGCACGCAGCCUUAAAGCAUCUUCGGAAUGUAUGCGGAAUCAACGGCUUUGGCUGGCUUCAGCUUUUGCUCCAAAUAGCUUCGCUGGUGGAACUGAUAAUUGAAUGCGCCAUGAAAAAAAGUAUCACUUCUUGGAAAAUGCACACAAUACUGGAGCUGGGGUUCCAACUUGCACUGACAGCAGAUAUCUUUCUGCGGCUUGGCAUAAGCAGCAUCCGCGAAGGUAUUCCGUUUUUUAGUUCCCGCUGUAACUGUUUAGAAUCAGUGGCUCAAGCUCUGGCGUGGUGUUGGCUGAUCGCGGCAUUGUCAGUGAGUAAAGGGAAAAUGAAUGAACUGAUGUUUCAAAGCUCCUGGUAUAGGUUUGCGCAGUGCACGAGAGUUCUCCGAUGCAUCUGGCUACUACGCCUCUGGAAGGGGACCGGGACGCAUAGACUGGUGCUCGCUAUGCAGGUGGCCGGUCGCAGAAUCCUGAACUUAGGCUUCAUUUUUGUCUUACUCCUCACAUGUUUUGCUGUCAGUUUUCGCUACUUGCUUGGACCUGUAGCAGGAGAACCCCCAUCUGUGUAUUUGGCGUAUGCCAACAUCACAUCCCUUAGCGAGAGCUUUCUGAGUGUAUUUAUCCUUACCACUUCCGAAGGGUGGCCAAGCCUACUGACAAGAAUUCUGGACCUGGGCGAUCGCCACCACGUUCUAACAAUUAUACUGUGCUCUUUAGUGAUUGCCCUGCUAAGUGUUUUCGUCAUGAAUUUGUUUGUUGGCGUCAUCGUUGACGUGCUGGAAAAAGAGCAGGCUAACCUGGAGUACACAGGUGGCGUCCGGAGUGCUACAGUUCUCCGUUGGAAUGAAGUGCAGCGGGCUAUCUUUAAUUCAAGUGCAGCAGCUGAAGUGACAAAACGAAGAGGCGGUAUGAUGCGUGCCGAGGGGCUGGGAGCCAGAGACUGGCUGAGCCAAAUCAUUGCGAGCAAACAGGUCGACCUAGCUGUAGCGAUCGUUUCCGUUGCUUCGUGCUUGUCCUUGACCGCAACCGGUGCAUGGGCAGAGACCAGCUUGCGUUGGAGAUUUCCUAGCUUCCAGAACUGGAUUUUCUGGGCAAACGCUAUUUUUGUCGUGGCAUAUAUAAUUGAGCAGUGCUUUCGGGCCUUGGUUUUGCGAAAGUCUCUCUUUGAAAAAGGCAUUUAUGUUUUUGAUUUUGCUAUUGCCCUGUUGUCCUUAGUAGCUUUGAUUAUUGCCCUGUCAACCUCUCUGAAUACUGCUUUCCCUGCAGGACCCCUGUGGCCGGUGGGCUUUAGGAUGGUUCGAGUUGCGUAUGUCAUUUGCCACCGUCUACCUGUUAUGCAUGUCAUUUCAAUCACCAUGCUCAAUGUGUUUGCUGCUCUUCGUCGAGUCCUGCUGGUCCUUGGAGGAAUUAUUCUUUUUUAUGGGCUGCUGGGUACAUGUUUGUUCUACGAUGCACCCAUCGACCCGAAGCUACACUUCACCUUUGCUUCCCUGCUCGACAGUAUCUUACUCCUGAUGUCCUGCUGUACCGGAGAAAACUGGCACGAUAUUAUGCUUCAGGGACGGGCAUUUUACUAUAAAGAGGGUGAUGCAGUCCUGGGGUGGUCAAUUAUGGUGUAUUCAGUCACGUUCACUAUUGUGGCGUUUUUAUUACUAAUGAAUGUGUUCAUGAGCACGGUGCUGAAAGGCUAUGUCGACGCAAAGCGAAACCAAUCGCUCUGGAAAGUGGCGCAGCAGCACAACGAGCUGAUGAACAAAUGGAGGCUACGAGAAAUGAAGCUUAGCUGGCUUCCAAUCCACGUAGCUGUGCAGGUGCUCACGGAGAUCCCAGCACCUAUCGGCUAUAAGAACCUCUAUUGUGAAAUGGGAAGUCGACGUAUGCAUGCGAUUCUUGCAAGUUUGGCAGCCUACUCCCUUCCUAUACGCAACAACAGCGUACACAUCAGAGACGUAGUACUCACUACCACAUGCCGCGCUUGCGAGGCACACGCCCAGAACAAGGAAACGCCCAUUGUGGUAGGCCUGUUGCAGCAGCGACAAGCGGUGGAGCUUAACCCACGAUUUGUCAGUACUUGGAUGAAACGAUUCAGCGACAUUUCUGGUACAGCAUCGGAGUUUACUGUCUUACAUUACCUUGCCGCAUUGAACAUUCAAGCCUUUUGGAGAACUCGGAGGCUUCUGGAGCGCAACACUGCAACAGAGCAGCUCAUGUACAUGAAGCACCUAUUAUUUCUUCUUGAGACGGCAGCCCCUAUUUGUGCAAGGAGAUCGGAAAGGACAGAUCACCGGCGCAGUACUCUCCGUCGAAAACGUGGUAUUAAGGGUGGUGGCUCAAUCGUUCGCAUGAGUACGGCACUGUCACGCAGGGGUACAUUUGCUCGUCCACCCAAGCUGUCACAGCCCAAAGAAAGAAUGAAAAGUGCUUUGAAGCGUGCGGUUCGAGGACAAUCACCGAGAAACAACGAGAGUGAACAAAUUAGCUCUUCAUCUAGUAGGCGUACUUGCCAAAGUCGUUUGCUUCAGGACGAGAAGCUUGAUCACCAUUCGCAGAGGGAACGGCCAAAGUCAGUGCGCCGAGGUACAGUCAGUGAGUAUAUUAUCAGCCUAGCAGAAGACCAUACAAGAACAGCUAGCGAUCACACUGGCACGCUAGGUAAAGCUUCUGCUGCCCAGCUUAGUCAAGAGGGACAGAAUACUCUAUUUUUGCGGGACAGUGCUAGAGCCUCUUUCACGGGGAAAUGUGAUAGCAGAGCAUCUAGCAGAAGUGAGCCAGACUCAACAACUGGAUUAACAGCAUCUGGUGCAGCUCCGCAAAUCCCAGUUGCAGGCUCCAGCAGCACGAUGCGCUAUUCCAUGGUAUCGGGUGCUGAUUCUGGAUAUCUAUCAAACGAAUAUCCGUUCACUACGCAUCCUACUGCGAAUGCGCCUCCAAGGCGUUCGAAUAUGAGACCUUCUCAACCGUUCCUAGAGCCACCUCCCCGUAGAAGCUUGCAUAGAGUCUCCUCUUCUACGCGACUACAUCAACAGUCGUUCACUGAUGCUGGUCAGGCGAAUGUUAUUGUGCCUACGAGACGAAGGGGACAGUCCGUGCAAUUCACCGGGGUUGAGCGCCGUGAACUCCAGCAUCUUCUGACACCAGCGUUGGUGGCAGACGAUAGUAGUGACUUCGACAAAGAUGAGGGAGGAAAAACGUCUUUGUCCAAAUUUGCUGCUUAA